UUGUUGAAGUAAUGAUGUAAACCCGAUUUGCUCACGGCUUAUAUCAUUUACCAGAUAAUACACGGCUUCAGCAUCCUUCUGAUCCAAAGGAAAAGUGUCUCCAUAGGUGACAUUGGACAUUAGAUGUGAUAUUCAUGAAAUUAAAAAACGGGGAAAUUCAUCAUUGAAGACAGUCUCACUUGUUUGAAAUGCUGGAAGACUGCAGACAAAGUAAGGACGUGUCAAAGAACAGCAAGCACAAAUCUAAAUAAGGUUACGCGUAAACCAAAAUAAACAUCGAACAAUAUGGGCGUGUUUUCAAAAGAACAGAUGAACAAUGCGUUGCUGGGAAUGUACUUGGGAACGCGAGGUCCUAAGACAUUACGAAAGUGUAUUACAGACAAGUUGUUUACGUAUCAGAUGUUCAGCAAUGAAGAAACAAUACGCACAAAUACGGAUGCUGAAAUCGUCCCCUUGGUAUUUCCAGAAGGUCAACCUGUCCCUUCGUUAGACGACCUAGAUGAUCUAGUACUUCAAGACAUCGGUUCGUUAGCGUUUGAUUUGUCUAAAAACGAACAGGACAUUGUCAAAUUACGUAAUUCAAUUCAAGUUUUAUUGGAAGGUCCUAUCUUUCAUAAAUAUUUGCAAUCAAGAGAAAAUCGAUUUCGUAAAAAGAAUCGCGACAAAAAGCUACUAAGCAAAAUCCAGUUUGCCAAACUCUAUCCUGAGAGUGGUGACCCGAGUAUAUUUGACUUAGAUAUCACCGUACUGUGCUUCAUAUUGUUCGAAGGAAUGGAUUUUAGGCCAAUAUCCGAUUUUCAUAAACUUCCAUUGGAAAGUGUUCAAUUGGAAGCCGAUGACAUGUUACGGAUUAAGAUUUGCAGAAAUUUUCUCGUUCACCAGCCGGCUGCUGAAAUAAGUGAUGAGGACUUCGAUACCUAUUGGGAGUGUUUAACGGGGGCAUUCGAACGAUUAUUAAAAAGUCCAUGUGUUCGACGGGAAAGCGAGAGACUCAAGUCUUUACGACUUCCAGAUGAAAAGGUAGAUCAGUUUAAGACAAUGAUACAGGGAUGGCGAAUGGAUGAUCAAGACGAACGAAGGGAACAUCUAGAGCAGAUGAAAGUCAUACUGACACAAACCGGCUUACAUACAGAAAGUGUUAUCAAAGCCACCGGAACAAAGAUCGUGGAGAACCAGAACGAAAACCACGAGGAGCUUGUCAGCUUGCUGAAGCAAAGCAAUUCGAAGCGCCGAAAAGGACAAAAUAAAGAGCUCAAGAAGUCGUUUCCGUUACGGAUUCAUGGUUUCGACAAAUUCAAACAGCUUUGUCACUUAAUGCACAAACAUGGCAUUAAGUACACGUUGCCUACGGCGUCAAGCAGCGACUCAUCAGCGAAUAGUGACCCCGAACUGCUUCCCUUAGAGAGAGACGAGGAAGAUGCUGUUGAUAAAAUUCCUUUCAACCUUUCUCAGUUUGACCGGAGACAAUGCAUCGAUAAUGUGUGUCAAGUCAGCGAUACGACAAACAACAUUCGAAAUAUUUCAACCGAGAUCGCAGCAAACACCAGUAGGGUUACUGAUGUUAGACAAAAACGUCAUUGGAAACAGACUGCAAGAGCAAAACAUAUGAGUCCUCAAGAAAAAAGAUCUCCAAUGACUAGAAACGCCAAAAGUUAUGGCGUCAGGGCCAAUUCAGAAGAUGCAAAUGAUGAAUGGGAAAGUGCUGAUGAAGGCUCCAAGCGACAACUGGUAAUAUCAAGUGGUAUUGAAAUACCAUGGACAUUUGGACAGUUUGAAAUGCCGUUGUCGUCUACCAAAAAUGGUUUGUACAGUGAGGAUUCUACAGGUUACAACACCGAUCAGAUUUCACUCAGCUCAGUGGACGGAUUCACGUCAGAUACUUCAUUUUUCCAACCACGUAGAAAACAAAUGCCAACCAGUAUACAAUGUAAUCGGGCAGAAAUGACUUCAGACGACGACGAACUAGGAAUGUAUGACUGGCCUAAUACCCCACCAAACGUAACAGAUGAUGGCUACAGCUCCAAUGGGUAUUUCAGUAGAGCAUACUCUUUUGCUGACAAAAAGACUGAUGAUUACAGCAGUCAAGAAGAAGAGGGUACCUGGAAAAUAAGAAGAGACUCGCAUCUUCCCAAACUGGAAUUGUUGUUAGAGGUUUCAGAAUCAGUGAGAGCAAAGGAAAGGGGUUCUGACGUGGACCAAGAAAUCCCGAUCGCUGUCCAGAGAGCUCGUGUUUCAACCGCCGAUAUAUCAAGAUCAUUCCAGUUAGUUCAGUUAUCAGAAACUCAGCGCUUAGACAGAGGUUCACAGACUGACAACCAUACCGACGAUAGAGGAAAGGAGAUAAAAGAAACAUUAGUGUGAAAAUAAAAAACAAGGUUUGGAGGUUACAGGGAUCCGCCGGAUACUUUUACAUGUAUGUCAAUUACAUUUCAUUGUAUACAUCGUCUGUUACAUUUGGUUUUGUCUGAUGGUGGAAACGUUUUGUUUUCAUCAUAUUACCGUCAUCCAUUUUGAUUUUCUAAUAAUUUUCUCAAGAUUAAUAAUAAUAAACCCUAUUUGCCAAAUAGGGGUUUUAUACUUAAAUGUUGACACUUUGUUUUAAUGUUUACAUUUGCCUGAUAAGGUCUAAAUGAGACUUUACAAUAAUCUAAAAUUGUUUUGUAAAGGAAAAAUCCACUUUUUGUAUUUUUACUGUUAAAUAAAGGAAAGAUAUUUGAAAACAUAGCAAAACAAAACAAUCAUCAUGAAAAUGUGAUGUUAACCUCGACUUUCUUUCGGUCAGUAUAAAUAUACAAUUGAUAAUAUAUUCUGGUAAGCAAUGAUAAAUAAUACACUGCUACUUUCCGCAAUUUUCAAAACAUGCUAUAGUCGUAUAAUAAUAAUAAUUUACUGUUAAGAUCUAUAUUAUUUUGUUCCUUUGGCAGAAUAAACCGAUAUUUCACUUGUGCUUCGCACUCAUGAAUUAUACGACUUUAAUCACACAUUUUUAAUUACUGAACAAAUCUCAAAAACUGAAAAGAUUAAGUAGGGAAGGAUGUUGUUCAUAUAUAUCGCUUGUAGUACAUGUGUAUAGAACCUCAUUAUUCAUCACAAAGUGUAAUGGCUUCUACAAACAGAAUUUCAAAACAAGGGGACAGUGUGAUAAAAUCCAAAGCAGUGAUGGGAUAGACAAAAUACCCCGAAGUGUCAAUGAUCAACUGAAUUGAAUUUAUUUUUGUGACCAUUUUUAAGGAAUGUAUUCUAUGUUAUUCCAUUUCUGCUAUCCUUGCAUUACUAAUCUUUAUUUCAUGCGAAAUGUUGUUAAACAGUUGAAAGUAUUCGUUUAUUUUAUUUGUAUUUCGUUUUUGAAUGAAUGGUUUAUUAGAGAAUGUUUUUUCCUCUAACAAUUGUAUGCUUUGGUUACUAAAGGAAAAAAGUGUAAAUAUCACCAACUUCUACUAAAGAGUACAAAGUGGAAGUAAAACCAAACAUACGCCUAAAAGAAACCGCCAUCUGCAGUGGACAGCAUUUAACAUGCCCUUUAUUAGCAUGCAUUGUUUUAAAUUAUACAACUUUCCUGUAAUUAUAUUCUUUAUCGAUUUCGAAGUACAAUUAUUUGUUUUUCGAAUUUUUUAACAUAUCAUGAAUUUUUAAUUUUGUUCUCUACCAGUUUAAAUUAUAACAUACUUUUUAUAGGUCCCAUUUUAUAGGCCGGGAUUUCUGUUCUAUCAGACACACUUGUUCCUUCCGUUUGUUAUGUCCUUUAUGUUUACACAGUCCUUUGUCAGAAUAAUAUGACCAUAAGUUAUGAUAUUCUACAGUGUCUGAUGGUUAGUCUCUGGGUUCAAAUUAAGAAUCUUAAAUUCCAGUUUCAUUUGAUAAUGUGUUUUAUGUGCAUGUAAAGGUAUCAACGUUAAGGAUAUGAUACGCAUUUUCACAAGAUCUAAAAUAUUUCCAAACAUUUUUUUGUUUUAUUUACAUAUUAAAUUUGGAUUUACGUCAGUGACUCUAUCAUACACAUUGUACGUGGUCCAUGGUAUGCUAUUUCAGUGCGAUGACAAUUGCUCUAGCGCAUCCCCAUAACCAAGGGACAAUGUCAGCAUAUGACCGUAACCACCAGGUAAAAAAACAUAAACAGAUAUAGCGAUUAUAAAUCAUUUGAUUGUAUUUUAUGUAAACAUGUUAUUCUGUUGUAUAGUUAUACAAAUUAGUAUGUAUUGAAACUAGAGAUAUGUUUGGAACAUGUCUGUAUGAUACCAUUACUAUACUGGAUAUGUUAAGUGAUUUUGUGGUGAUGAAUAAACAUAUGAAGCG
This is a messenger RNA of Mizuhopecten yessoensis (Yesso scallop), 4293 nucleotides long. RefSeq lists its product as uncharacterized. NCBI's taxonomy places the organism in Eukaryota, Metazoa, Mollusca, Bivalvia, Pectinida, Pectinidae. The record is from RefSeq and is a predicted model, not a curated record. The transcript has 11 exons. The coding region runs from base 286 to 2361 and encodes 691 amino acids.